AUGGACUAUGCCUUCAGCGGCUGCUAUGAAUUUCUGCGACGCCGCGAGCAGUUGCGUUCUGCGCAGCAGACGUAUCGCAAGCGGAAAGAUAAAAGCAUCGAUACACUGCGUAGUCGUGUGUACCAGCUGGAAGAUGGCGUUGAGCAGAUCAGCCACUCAUUUCUAGCUUUCAGCAGUCUCCUCUUGGAAACGAACAUCGCGAAACGUGACUCUCGUGUCACGCUGAGCCUCCGAGAACUAGUUCAGCAAUGCCUGGCACUUGCCAAGACGGAAUGUGACGAGCUCGAACAACGUGCUCACCCUAAUCCUGCUCUCACCAAGAACGCUAUCGCAAGAAAUUCGAUGCAAAGUGACAACUGCGUGAACGCUCUGGAGAAUGUUGGAAACACCACCACGCAACACCAGAGCCCUAUGGAACAGUCCCAACCACAAUUACUAAAUGAACAACAAUCGUUAUCGCCAUUUCAAUUAACCUUUUCAUCCAACACGGCUAUGGCGACCUCCAUCUCUCACUCUUACCCUGCAAUACACUGUUUAUCCAACCCUAUGCCAAACCCCUUGCCCACAAGCAUAGGUAACGAUGAAUCUAGAACAUUUUCACACUUCCUAAUUAGAGUGUGCUGUCAAAGCGGAUACCAACUUCUUGUAAACGCUCCAAAAAACAUGAAGGUUCAAGAAAUCUUUGGAACUUUUCUUUCUUCAACGGAGCGAAACGCCUUCAUUUCGAUUUUUUGUCAGGGACUUCAAGACCACAACGACGGCUUAGUCAAUCAAAUGGCUACCGUUUUGGCCCCACUCCAGUUAAGAGGAAGUAACUAUACUUCUGAAGAACUCACAGCGUUCUAUACGGGGUCGAACUCUGCGGCUAUGAUGCAGCUGGAUGGAUUAAUGGAUGCCAAUGGUGUGCAGGACAUGCUUUUUAGGAGGGGCUUUUACAUCAAAGAUAUUGCCGUGCCGUCAUCUAGUUCGAGCCUUAACUCGACACUCGACGUAGCUACUUUUGUCAAAUGUGAGUUGCUUGUUAAACAAGAUACUUGGAAAUUUACUGAUAUUGGGAUGAACAAUAAAGUACUCGCCAUUCGAUGUAUCUGUUUCGGAUCUGGGCCUGUGUUUAAAAGGGAGAACGUUGAGAAUUCAUUGCGCCUCGCAAUGUCUAAUGAUCCCAUCCAAGUUGUCUCCGAUUCUUUUCUGCCGGAUCUCGAGGGUAGUUGA
This is a messenger RNA of Penicillium cosmopolitanum, 1212 nucleotides long. RefSeq names its product bZIP transcription factor. Gene Ontology annotation, biological process: regulation of DNA-templated transcription. Bases 1 to 1212 code for a protein of 403 amino acids. Gene Ontology annotation, molecular function: DNA-binding transcription factor activity. The transcript has 2 exons. NCBI's taxonomy places the organism in Eukaryota, Fungi, Ascomycota, Eurotiomycetes, Eurotiales, Aspergillaceae. The record is from RefSeq and is a predicted model, not a curated record.